CUCUCUCACACGAUUUAGAGUGUAUUGUUUACUAUCACUCUAAGUCUCAACUCACCCCUCCCGCUCCAGCUUCAAGAAAAGAAAAGCAGGAAGGGUGCCACUGAUUUAAAGGUUGAGGCAAGAUGGUAGAGGACAAAAUAGAUAACAAUGAGGUAGAUCAAUGGGGAGAAAUCCCUAUGGUAUUACAACAGAAGAGUAUGGAAUAUUCAAUUAAAAGCAAGAGUACAUUGCGAGCUCGUUAUUCCUAUGGCAUUAUAUUCUUGAUAACAAAUCUUAUAGCUUGGUUCGUACGUGAUUAUGGAGAAAGGGCUCUUCCUCUGCUUCAUUAUUCAAAAGCAUGUGGAAUUGGUGGAAGUGAAUGUUCUCAUACAAUGGGGGUUCUUCGUGUGAGUUUAGGUUGCUUUAUUUUCUUUUUAGUAAUGUUUCUUACAACAUGUUUCACAAGCAAAUUGUGUGAAGUUCGCAACGCAUGGCACUCUGGAUGGUGGAUUUUGAAGUUUGUUAUGCUGAUAAUUUUUAUGGUGAUUCCAUUUUUUAUCCCCUCGGAUUACAUCCAGUUAUAUGGUGAAUUCGCUCGAGUUGGUGCAGGGGUUUUUCUCGUCCUCCAGCUGAUAAGCGUGAUCGAGUUCAUUACAUGGUGGAAUAACUACUGGAUGCCUGAUGAAAGAAAGAAACAAAGCUGCUCUCUUGGUUUAUUCAUGUCGACAAUAUGUUACAUCGCGUCCAUUUGUGGAAUUUUGGUGAUGUAUGUGCUUUAUGCCUCCAAAACAUCAUGCAGUUUGAACAUAUUCUUCAUCUCCUGGACUGCAAUUUUGCUGGUAGUAAUGAUGGCUGUAUCCUUACACUCUAAGGUUAAUAGGGGACUCUUAUCUUCAGGGAUUAUGGCUUCUUAUGUUGUCUUUCUCUGUUGGAGUGCUAUUCGAAGCGAGCCUGCCACCCUAAAAUGCAGCCCUCAGCAGCAAAACAGUGGGAAUGGUGGUUGGACUACUGUAAUUGGUUUCUUGAUUGGUAUAUGCGCCAUCGUCAUGGCAACAUUCUCAACUGGCAUUGAUUCACAAACAUUUCAGUUUCGCAAGGAUAAAGUUCAAUCGGAAGAUGACAUUCCCUAUAAAUAUGGAUUCUUUCAUCUAGUGUUCUCCUUAGGAGCAAUGUAUUUUGCUAUGCUAUUCAUCAGUUGGAAUCUAGAUGGCUUGCCUAGAAAAUGGAGUAUUGAUGUUGGCUGGGCUAGUACUUGGGUUAAGAUAGUCAAUGAGUGGUUUGCUGCUACAAUCUAUUUGUGGAAAUUGAUAUUGCCAGCAGUAAGACAGACCAAAGUGAUGGAUCAUGAAGAGCCAAAACAGGAAAUGGACAACUCAACUUCAGUGUGAUUUUUACUGCUGGAUAAGUCUGUUGUAGCCAAAAGGUGGUAAAAUGGGUAAAAUGAGCAACCAAUGGAUGACAAAAUUUACAUGAGUUCAAUGGUUGAUAAGUGGGUAAUAAAUGGUUAUUUCGUGUUACAAAUAAAUUUACAGAGCCAAUUAUCACCCUUCAUUUACCCAUUUUACCACUUAUUAUGUAUCAUGUGUCUCUCUUCUUUUAAAUGUAUUUUUAUCUCUCUAUUCUUUUCUU
Nicotiana tabacum (common tobacco) is the source of this 1608-nucleotide messenger RNA. RefSeq lists its product as uncharacterized. The record is from RefSeq and is a predicted model, not a curated record. NCBI's taxonomy places the organism in Eukaryota, Viridiplantae, Streptophyta, Magnoliopsida, Solanales, Solanaceae. Gene Ontology annotation, cellular component: membrane.